AUGGCCUGGGGUCUUCCGACUUGGCUGGGUGGCUCUGCCUCCUCCAAUCCCUCGCUACCACAAUCAUCGAAUCUCCCUCCACGAUCCAAAGACGGCGGAUACGUUGCUCCCGACCGCACCUCUCGCGAACAAUGCUACGAGUCCCGCGAUAUUUUCUUCCAAUGCCUGGAUCGGCACGAUAUACUGGACGCCGUCAAGGAGGAUGAGAAGGCAAGGAAGGUCUGUCCGGCAGAGGUGGCGGCUUACGAGAAGGAUUGCGCAAGAAGCUGGAUCAAAUACUUCAAGGAGAAGAGAGUCGUGGAUUACAAACGAGAUCGCACGUUAGAGCAGAUUGCAAAAGAAGAUGCCCAGGCGGCUGCAAAGGCAAAAUCCGAGAGAAAAGGCAAGUCAUGGUUUGGGUGA
This is a messenger RNA of Fonsecaea multimorphosa CBS 102226, 402 nucleotides long. RefSeq lists its product as uncharacterized. The coding region runs from base 1 to 402 and encodes 133 amino acids. Gene Ontology annotation, biological process: mitochondrial respiratory chain complex IV assembly. The record is from RefSeq and is a predicted model, not a curated record. Lineage: Eukaryota; Fungi; Ascomycota; Eurotiomycetes; Chaetothyriales; Herpotrichiellaceae. The transcript has 2 exons. Gene Ontology annotation, cellular component: mitochondrial intermembrane space; respiratory chain complex IV; mitochondrion.